AGGACAUGUACUUAGCCUCUACUUUUUUAUGUAGGACAAAAGCAUUUACAUCGUGUUUAGCACAGAAGUCGUAUACGCUGACCUCGGAACGUGAGCUAAAAGUAGUUUAAAAAAUAUUGUUUCUUUUAAAUAUUUCGGACCAUAUUUCAAAAAAAGUUUUUAUAACAACAGAAUACAACUCUAUAGAGACGUCAGCAAAAAAUAUGUACGCUACAUCACGUCAUCCAAUACAAACCAUGAAUAUGUAACUAAAACAUGUGUACAGGUGCACCCUGGCCGUUUGACAAGAAUUGGUUGCAUUUCAUCCUACGGGACCGAAUAACGAGAAUAAAAAAAGUUGUUUCAUGUGAACAGACCACCAAACAUUUGUUAGCUAUACGAUGGUAUUUCAGGAAGGCAAGAUACCUCCCAACGUACCUCAACAUCAAGGAUUUAAGCUGAGACCAUUUUGGCGCCGACAUAAACUAUCCAUCCUUAUCGUUACCGCGACAGUAACGGGCUUUUCUAUUGGUUUGACGUUACGCCAUUUUGAACCGGAUUCGAGAACAAUCCAAUUGAUUGGAUUUCCUGGAAAAAUUGUAAUCCGAAGUUUUAUCCUACUUAUUGUACCACUGAUAGUGUGUAAUGUGACCGUAGGUAUUUCAUCUCUUGGUAAGGGUGACAAUGGAAGAUUGGUUGGUCUUACAAUUAGCUUCUUCUUCGGGAUUGCUUUGUUCUGUGCUGUUUUAGGUAUCGUUCUAGCUUUUCUCAUCCAUCCUGGAAAACUAAGUAUCUCUUCGGAAGAAAAUGGUGGUGAGCAGUACCGAUCCAACAAUGACGAUCAAAUUUUGGAUUCUGUGAUUGAUUUGUUCCGAAAUGCUUUUCCUAACAACCUAAUGCGAGCCACUUUCAUGAACGAAGUAACCGUGGUUGAAAAACAGGCCCUUUCUGAACUUAGCACCAACACUACAGAACAGAACGCUACCACAAGCACAAAAGUAGUUAAACUGCAAGACGGAGUCAACUAUAUAGGUCUCCUGGUGUUCAGUGUGGUGUUUGGCUGUGCUAUGGCGUCUCUAGGCGACAAGGUGGUACUGCUGAGGCAAGUCAUUGUGCAGGUCAAUGCUGUCAUCAUGAAGAUUCUUCAAUUCUUACUUUGGAUUUUGAUUAUCGGAAUGUUCUUCUGGAUGUGUGAAGAAGGUUUGAAAACUCCAUCUGUGACUGAGAUGUUCCAGAACAUAGGGUUGUACCUAGUGACUGUUUUUACUGGUUAUGCCAUCCAUCAGUUGUUCCUUCUUCCUGCACUUUACCUUAUCAUCGUCAGGAAAAAUCCCCUAAAAUUCUUCGUUAAUAUUUUGCCCGUGUUUUUUACAGCUAUUGGAACUUCAUCAAGUUUUUACCUUAAUGGUAGUGCUGCCACACUUCCAGUUACUAUGCGGACUAUGGAAGAACAAAAUAAGGCUCAUCCCUGCGUCACACGGUUUGUUCUUCCCCUUGGGAUGAUUGUCCACAUGGGAGGAGGAUGCAUAGAUCUUACAAUCCAGGUUCUUUUCAUCUCUCAGGUAAUGGCUAUUCAUCUCGGAGCUGGAGCCUUGGUGAUUUUAAGUCUCACAACAGUAUUGCUGACGGUGGCAGCGCCAGGGAUAGCUGGAGGUCCAAAUCCUGUGUUUCUAUUGGCAGCUCUUUCGUCUGUGGGAAUCAGGAAUCCUUCUUACAUAUCCUUACUGUUAGCUAUUGAUUGGCUUGUCGACCGAUUUCGAACUUCUAGCAACGUUAUUGGAGACUGUUACGUUGCUAUGUUUGUACAAAAGCUUUGUAAACAUCUUCCUGAUGUGGUAGAGGACAAGAGUGCGACAAACAAACCUGUCAAUGACGCAGGAGGGGGAGAUGAUUUGCAAGAUAAGGACGUUGUUGUUACGAAAUUGUAGCAGUGUACAACAAAAAAUUUUGAGAGCAAUAAGCAAGUGCCUUAUAUGAUGGUUACAACAACAAAAGUGGUAAAAAAAACAUAUUAGGCGAAAAUGAAUUAUGCAUAGACUAUAAGCUGAAAAAAAAAACAGUAAUAUGUCAUCAACGUAAUGCCUUUACACGAAAUAAAAUUAACGAUAUUCUUGAAAAACCAUCGCGAUUCCCACAGUACUGUUAAGUGAUUUAUAUUCUUUUAAGGGGAGAUGAAAGUCUGUAACUUGUUCACUGUGUCGUUUCCACCUGUUCAGCGUCAUCCAUUUUAAAGGUUUUGAUGAAAUUAAAUAGUUUACCUAUAUACAAUGAAAAUUAUGCUGAAAAGUAUUAUAUCUAAAUACAUGAAUAAUUAUCAUGUGUCUUUAUUUCAAUAAAAUGU
Molecule: messenger RNA, 2320 nt
Organism: Limulus polyphemus (Atlantic horseshoe crab)
Lineage: Eukaryota; Metazoa; Arthropoda; Merostomata; Xiphosura; Limulidae
Product: excitatory amino acid transporter 2-like
Exons: 10
Coding region: 381-1907 (508 amino acids)
Biological process (GO): L-glutamate transmembrane transport
Cellular component (GO): plasma membrane
Molecular function (GO): neutral L-amino acid transmembrane transporter activity; L-glutamate transmembrane transporter activity; glutamate:sodium symporter activity
Source: RefSeq, a predicted model, not a curated record